CAAGGAAACGCAGAGGAGAUGGAGGGGGACAAACUCAUGGUACCCCCCAGUGGGGACCAUGGGUCUCAGCGAAGUAGCGUCUCUUCCACUGGUCCUCGUGCGCAGGAUGUCCUGGUUUAUCUUGUCGAUGACACUGUGGUGCGCCUAACGAUGGACAACCUGCCCUCCGUCACAGCUCACGAGUUGCAUCGGAUGGUGUUGGAUGUGCUGAAGCUGCCCGAAUCUGCUCUCGAGAUCUUUUCCUUGUGGCUGGUCUCCCCUUUCCUUGAGGUUCAGCUGAAGCCCAAACACCAACCGUAUAAGAUCUGCCGGCAGUGGCAGGAUCUGCUCUUCCGCUUCACCAGCUGCUCUGUGGAUGAGAUUGUUGAAGAUGAACCGUCGCUUCAAUUCCGUAGAAACAUCUUUCAUCUGAGAAGGAAAGAGCUGCAGAUUCAGGAUGAAGACGUCCUGCGGCUCUUGUACGAAGAGGCCAAGUACAACAUUCUGGGAGGACGGUAUCCGUGUGAGCUCACCGAUUGUGAUGCGCUGGGAGCCCUGGUGUGCCGGAUCAACUUGGGCCCCUACAGUCCGGAGCAGCACACGGCUUCCUUCCUGAAAGAGAAGCUGGAUUCCUUCUUGCCUUCCCACGUUUGCCACAGAGGCCACAAGCGCUUUGCCAGCCUUUGGAAACGGGCUGGCUCCCGCUUGCCCACCAACGAGCAGGGUCUCCUGCGGGCCUUUCGUGAGGUCCCGGAGGCAGGGGCUUGUGAAGAGCACGCCACGCUGCUCAGGCUGUACCACGCCUACCUGCAAAAGUGCCACGAGCUUCCUUAUUAUGGCUGUGCCUUCUUCUUUGGGGAAAUAGACAAGCCGGUUCAGGGAUUGCUGCAUCGGAGUGGACGCAAAGCCGUGAUAGUGGCCAUCAGCCUGGAGGGCGUCUAUAUCAUUGACAGCAAGGAGAAGUAUGUUCUGCUGGGCCUGCGCUUCCAGGAACUGUCAUGGGAUCACACGUUUCCCAGCGAGGAGGAACAUAUUCUCUGGCUGGAAUUUGAUGGGGAAAACGAAGGCCAGCAAGUCAACAAACUGCUCAAGAUUUACUCUAAGCAAGCCGAACUGAUGAGUAGUCUAAUUGAAUAUUGUAUUGAGCUGAACGGGUCUGCCAGGGGGCUGGAUUCAGAGCCCGCCACGGCUGCAGUCCCCACAUCUGAUCAGCAGCCUCCCAGCAUUCAGCGACAGGGCAGUGUGCUCUGCAGCCGGAUCCAGCGUUUAGCCACCAUCGACUAUGUUGAGGAAGGGAAAGAGAUCAAGAGGGUGAAACCUCGACGCACCACAUCCUUCUUCGGCCGCCAGCUGUCAAACGCCCCUACCUCCUACUCAGCAGUACGGGCAGCUGAGAACUUGGAACAGGGCUGAUCCCCGUUUUGUUCCGGGGGGUAGAAAUGGGACCAGGCCACUUUGGGGCAAGGUGACUCAAAGGCCAGCAUCCUUGACUCUGCCUUUACUUGCCGUCUACCUCUAUCUCCAACCCCUCCUGUGUAUAUUUCCUUACAGUGUCAGACUUCAUUCCUGUGCUCAGUCUUAUACAGGUUGGGGCUGUCAGAAUGUACCAAGCCACCGUAUACCCCAGAUGUUGAGUUUGUUUCGGCAUGCAGCAGAACUGUUGUAAGAGAUCCGUUCUCCCUGCCACAAUAGUGCCAUGGUUACAGUUUUCCCAGACUCAUUUGACCGUGAGUCGUAAUCCUCAACUGCUGAUUUCUCCCUGCUUCUGCAUGAUUUUCAGGAAAAAAAGGAAUCUCCCACAAUCCCCAUCUUGUCUGUGAAUUACAGUGUUUAUAGCUCAAACCUUUGGAAGAGGGAAGGAAGGCACCCAAGUUGUUCUGUGGGGCAGAAUGAGCAAAUUACAGUUUUUCUUUUUUGCAAAUGUAUUGUGUAUUUGAAAAGGGGAGAGUCUUUUCAUUCCUCUUUCCUCUGCAUCUUGAGAGUUGUGUGCUGGUUUUUUUUGGCUCUUUCCUCCAAGUGGAUGCUUGCUCCUCUUUGUCCAGUGCCAACAGAAAUGCAUCUGGCUGGUUUCUAUGCCCUUUGAAUUUCCAUUUGGAAAAAAAAAGUGUUUUUUUUUUCCUGUUUAAAACAAACACUGCAAUGUGUCUUUUCCUGGCAUCCAUGUUUGGAUUGUGUUUGUCCAUCUAUUGACUUUUUAUCUAGGGGGUUGUUGCAAUAAAGACAAGAA
Protobothrops mucrosquamatus (brown spotted pit viper) is the source of this 2206-nucleotide messenger RNA. It is a transcript of the gene FRMD8, whose product is annotated as FERM domain containing 8. Lineage: Eukaryota; Metazoa; Chordata; Lepidosauria; Squamata; Viperidae. Gene Ontology annotation, biological process: negative regulation of canonical Wnt signaling pathway. The coding region runs from base 19 to 1392 and encodes 457 amino acids. The transcript is spliced from 11 exons. Gene Ontology annotation, cellular component: cytoskeleton; plasma membrane. The record is from RefSeq and is a predicted model, not a curated record.